AUGUUUCAAAAUAACGAAUCAUCGUCAGACGAUGAUGAGAUUUUAUGUAAACAAGCUCUACCGAUUGCUGAUGAUUCGAUCGAACCGAUUGAUCUGAGCAAAAUGCCAACAACUGGAGAAGAGUAUUUGAGACAGGUUCGUUUUCAAGCGUCACAAUUGCCAGAUUUUCGAAGCGAUAGUGAAAAACAAAGACGUGUAUCGAAAUCUUCAAAUACAAAAAACCAUGCUUGGCAUAAAUUGUUUUCUACAGCCAAUCCGACUGCGAAGUACGUUGUUCCAAUGGAUUGGCAAAACGAAGAAUGUCGAACGUUUUCUGAAGUACGAAACAGCUUCUUUGAAAUGCGCGACCGGCUACGAGCAGCGAAUAAGAAAUAUAAAAAUACAAAACUGAAAACUGCGAAUCAUUAUUGGAAGUUCUGUUUUGGCGAUGAGAUUCCCUUUCAAUCACCAUUGUCGUCGUUAGAAGCUGAUGAACAACAACAAAUGCAGAAUUCGUUUCCGACUAUCACAAAAAUGAGCAUCCUAACACAACCUCAGAUUCACGAACUGUUACAACAUGAAAUUGAUUGGUUGAAGCAAUGUGGAUACUCCAUUCAUCUUGCUUUGUAUACGUUUGCGACUCUCGUAGCAAUUGAAAAGCCGAUUGGUGAUGAUGAAAUGUACACCAUCCGACAAAUUUGUAUGAUAUGGAAGCAGACUCGAACGAAAUUUUUGAAUUCUGCGGAUAAUCAGCAAUCUGUUGAUAAAGCUUUGAUAAAAUCAUGUGAUCUUUUUGUGUGUAUAGUCGGUCGUUACUUUGGACAAUUCGAUCUAGCUGAUGCCAGCGAAUAA
This is a messenger RNA of Adineta ricciae, 831 nucleotides long. NCBI's taxonomy places the organism in Eukaryota, Metazoa, Rotifera, Eurotatoria, Adinetida, Adinetidae. The record is from the annotation of a GenBank genome assembly.